AUGAGAUUCUUAAUAAUAAUAUUAUUAUUAACUUCAAUUUGCUCUUGCACUGAGCAAUGGAGUUGUAAUGAAACUUAUGCAAUUGAAUAAUUCAAACUGAAAAAUUCCACUGGCCUAUUUUUAAAUUACUCAUCUAACCCCUAUUAAAAUUAGGAUCCUGCUUACAUUUAAGAUGUAAAAAAAAAUCUUUUAUAGAAUAACACAUAUUGUGGUUUACGUUAUACUGACUCUACUAAGACAAAUUAUGAGCUAAAAACAUUUGAGUCUUUAGUCAGUUUGCUUGAAAAUUAAUUUAAUGUUACCCACAAAGGUAAAUGUGGCGUUUGUUCAACUACGUAGGAUCUUGUAGUCUAUCUUGAAAAAGAUUUAACUUAGCCUGUUAGAUGGUGUGGUCUUAGAUACUUUUACUCUAAAAAGUAGAACAUAUAAUGCCUUUUGGAUUUAGGAUUCACAUACCCUUGCGCUCAAAUUUGGUAUUACAAUACCAUCAACACUAGAAAAUAGUGUGGAGGGAUUUGCUUUUUAUCUUAUAUAUUUAACUAGCCCUUUGUAGUUGAUGGACAUCUUAAUAAAUGCCUAUAAUGUGACGAAGACAAAUCAGGCCCUAUUUUUAAGUAUGAAAGUGGCAGAACUAGAAGAGAUUCUGGAAUAGAUUCUGAAAUAGAGCGCCCUAGCGAUACAAUUUAUAAUAUGGAUCACUGUUAUUAUUGA
Messenger RNA from Tetrahymena thermophila SB210, 711 nucleotides. RefSeq lists its product as hypothetical. Lineage: Eukaryota; Ciliophora; Oligohymenophorea; Hymenostomatida; Tetrahymenidae. The transcript has 2 exons. The record is from RefSeq and is a predicted model, not a curated record.